Messenger RNA from Dufourea novaeangliae, 8595 nucleotides. RefSeq names its product fibrillin-2-like. The transcript is spliced from 41 exons. Gene Ontology annotation, molecular function: calcium ion binding. The record is from RefSeq and is a predicted model, not a curated record. Bases 1 to 8595 code for a protein of 2864 amino acids. Lineage: Eukaryota; Metazoa; Arthropoda; Insecta; Hymenoptera; Halictidae.
AUGCGGAACGGCGGCGGUCUGUUGUACGGUACGUGGCUGCUGUUGAUCGUCCUGGACGGUGCAUCGACCACGGGACAACGAUACACCACCGGGCCCGCGCAGGAUCUGGAUAACACGCUGCAAUCGGCACCACCUCUCGGGCCGAACGUGUGCAGGUCAAGGUACAAGAAUUACUGUUGCCCAGGCUGGUCGAAGAAGCCGGAGACCGGGCUCUGCGUGAUUCCUGUAUGUACAAGAAGAUGCGGCCCAACGGGCAGAUGCAUCAGGCCAAAUAUUUGCUUGUGCGAGGGUGGCAGCGUGUCCUCAUCUUGCGCUAACAGUCAAACCAAAGUUUCUACACACGAGACCGGUAACACGGUGGACAGGGGAGAAUCCGGUAGAUGCAGGGCGCAUUGUAUAAAUGGGAAUUGCGUCGACGGCAGGUGCCAAUGUCGCGGCGGGUAUCAAGGAGAAUUCUGCAACGAACCAAUCUGUCGAGAACCCUGCUUGAACCAAGGAAGAUGCAUUGGACCAGAUCGUUGCGCCUGUAUCUACGGUUACACCGGAAGACGGUGUGAAACAGAUUACAGAACUGGUCCAUGCUACACCAAAGUGAAGAAUGGACAAUGUUUGGCGAAUCUUCAGGGUGUUGUUUGCACGAGGCAAUUGUGUUGCGCAACCGUGGGCAAGGGUUGGGGUCACCCCUGCGAGAGAUGUCCUGCCAGGUUGGACUGUGAGUUGGGACACUUGAAGACCACCCAAGGCCAAUGUGUCGAUAUCAAUGAGUGUGAAGCUAUACCAGGACUAUGCGCGGGUGGAAAGUGCUUGAACACACCUGGUUCAUUCACCUGUGAAUGUCCUGAUGGACAGGCCAGAGAUCCUGAAACGAAUGAUUGCAAAGAUAGGGACGAAUGCCAAGAAGAAGGAAUCUGUGUCGAUGGACGAUGCGUAAAUACGAACGGGGGUUACUAUUGCUUGUGUAAUCCUGGAUUUAUUCAGAGUCAGGAUAGAAGGUUCUGCAUCGAUGGAAGACAGGGGUUGUGCUACACAUCCGUGAACAGAAACGGUCAAUGUAAAAAUCGUCUGGCUAUGAGAUUGAGCAAGAAGGAUUGCUGUUGCGGCAAGAAUAUGGGCAGAGGUUGGGGUGACGAGUGUUACAUCUGUCCUAAUCUUGGAAGUGACGAUUACAACAGGCUCUGUUUGCAACAACUGCAGCCGAUCACAGUGAUAAACGAGUGUGUGCUGCGUCCGGACAUUUGCGGAAACGGGAAGUGCAUCGACACGAAGGACGGAUACGAGUGUGACUGUUAUUCAGGAUUCACCAAGAAGGCAGGCAGAUGCGAGGAUGUCGACGAGUGCCUGUUGGGUUACUGUCAGGGCGGCACUUGCCAGAAUUACGAGGGGAGCUUCACCUGUCAGUGUCCGCCAGGAUUCGUUGUGUCUGGUGAAGGCAGAUACUGUACUGACCACGAUGAAUGCCAGGAUACAGGCAUGUGCAACAACGGCCACUGCAUUAACAUGAACGGAUCCUUCAAUUGCAAGUGUAACGACGGUUACGCGUUGUCACCUACAAAGAAUACUUGCAUCGAUAUCAACGAGUGCGCCGACAAUCCAAGAAUAUGUCUGAACGGCAGAUGCGAAAACACGCCUGGAUCUUAUCAUUGCAUUUGCCAAUCUGGAUUCACUGCAUCUCGGGACAGCACAUUCUGCGUGGACAUGGACGAAUGUUCGACAAAUGGAAUGUGCGAAAACGGAAAAUGUGUGAACAUGGAGGGAACCUUCAAGUGUGUCUGCGACUCUGGCUUUCGGAUUGGACCAGACCAGAGUCACUGCAUCGAUAUCGACGAGUGCCUGAGCGGACCGUGCCAAAAUGGCCGCUGCAUCAACACCCCCGGUAGCUUCCGGUGCGAGUGCCAUCCUGGAUUCAAUUUGGGCCCGGAUGGAAGAUCCUGCUUAGACACAAGACGAGACUUGUGUUACUCGCAAUAUAGGGAUGGACAAUGUUCGAAUCCUACAUCGACAGCCGUAACAAAAUCGAGUUGUUGUUGCUGCACCGUGAUAUUGGGACAGCCCAUGGGCUGGGGAAGCACAUGUCAGCCAUGUCCGUCUGUGGGCUCAAGUGAAUUCGAUGCCUUGUGUCCUCAUGGGGCAGGAAUGACUUACAAUGGAGACGAUAUCAAUGAGUGCGCACAAAAUCCGAACAUUUGCGUGAACGGUGGCUGCGAGAACCUGAUGGGAACUUAUCGUUGCAUCUGCGACAGUGGCUACGAAGUGGACGCCACUGGGAAGAUAUGCACGGAUAUAAAUGAAUGUGAACUGGAGGAAUCAUUGUGCAGUGGAGGGCAGUGUCGGAAUACACCUGGUAGUUUCCAGUGUAUUUGUGCCAGCGGUACAAGAUUCAACACGGAGAAUCACAUGUGCGAGGACAUCGACGAGUGCGACGAACUUGGCCCAGACGUCUGCUUGGACGGGAUUUGCAUAAACACACAGGGCUCGUACGAGUGCGAAUGCGCCGCUGGAUACGUUCUUGAUCACACUGGUCACAUUUGCAUGGAUAACAGGAGGGGUAGUUGCUGGACGAAAAUGAUAGACGGUCGCUGCGAGUACAAUUUACCAAGACUGGCAUUGAAGUCAGAGUGCUGUUGUUCUGUGGGGGUUGCUUGGGGAAGCCCCUGUGAAAUCUGCGAUCACAAUCUUUGCGAGUGUAACAAGGGGUACGCGAAAUUCGGUGGAAAAGACUGCGUGGAUGUUAACGAGUGCGAACUGAAUAGUGGAAUAUGCAAAGGUGGCGGCACCUGCGUCAAUACUGACGGAUCCUACCGUUGCGAGUGUCCUCCUGGACUGACUUUAGAUGCCACUCAUACCACGUGCGUAGACACCAGACAAGAAACCUGCUACAUGGAGUACCGUCACGGCCAAUGUACCAAUUCGAUCGAGGGCCAAUUCUCGAAGAGCCUCUGCUGUUGUUCAGUGGGUCGUGCAUGGGGCACCGAAAGAUGCGAAUCCUGCCCGAAACCAGGUACCCAUGCUCAUAACGAACUCUGUCCAAGAGGAGACGGUUUCACGGAUAAACACGACAUCAACGAAUGUAUCGAGUUUCCUGGGAUGUGCUUGAACGGAAGGUGCAAAAACACGGUGGGCAGUUACAGUUGCAAGUGCAACCAGGGAUUCGCGCUGGAUGAGCAUGGGAUCAAGUGUAACGAUAUCGACGAAUGCGAGAUCAUGCACGGUGUCUGUGGAAAUGGUACCUGCAGGAACACACCUGGUAAUUUCCAGUGUGACUGUAAUCCGGGAUAUCGAAGCAGUGAUAUAAUGAAAAUAUGCAUGGAUAUCGACGAAUGCGUGGAAACGCCAGGACUCUGUCGUGGAGGCAGCUGCCUAAACACCGAAGGCAGCUUCAAGUGUCAAUGUCCACCUGGCCACGAGUUAGGUCCAGACAAGCAGUCCUGCAAGGAUAUCGACGAGUGCUCGAGAACCAGCGGAAUCUGCUCGAAUGGUGUCUGCGAAAAUAUGAUGGGAACGUAUCAGUGCAUAUGCGACGAUGGCUACCAGCAGACUGGAUUGAAGUCCCACUGCGAGGAUAUAAACGAGUGCGCGGUGAACAAUGGCGGAUGCGAGGACGUUUGCCUGAACACACCUGGAAGCUUCUCUUGUUCUUGCGGUACCGGUUUCGCCCUGAAUCUUGAUGGUCGAUCUUGCGUGGACGUGGACGAGUGCAAAGAAAAUUCUCGGAUUUGUAACGGCGGUAAAUGCACCAAUAUACCUGGUGGCUACAUAUGCACCUGUACAGAUGGACUACUACCUGGGAAGGAUGGAGCAUCUUGUGUAGAUGUUGACGAAUGCACAACGCAGCCUCAUAUCUGCGGUUAUGGCGAAUGCUACAACACCAUCGGAUCGUUCAACUGUCGCUGCGAGGAAGGAUAUUCUGUGAAACCGGAAGCAGGUCCUGGUUGCACCGACGACGACGAGUGUCUACUGAACGCGUAUUCCUGCAGCGAGUUCGCUGAGUGUCAGAACUCUCAAGGCUCUUACGAGUGCACCUGUCACGAGGGUUUCGUUGGUAAUGGCGUCGAGUGCAGAGACAUCAACGAGUGUCUGACCAACAACGGGGGCUGCGACUCCAAUGCCCAGUGCAUCAACACGGAGGGUUCGUUCAAGUGCGUCUGUGAUGCCGGCUUCAGGGGCGACGGCUACGACUGCAAAGACAUCGACGAAUGCGCGAACGACAACACCCUCUGCGAGAACGGCCACUGCCUCAAUUACCCCGGCUCCUUCCGUUGCGAGUGCGAGAUGGGUUUCAUGCAUCCAGACGAAAACAACGAGCAAACAUGCGUCGACAUAAACGAAUGCGAGAUGUUCAACAAUUUGUGCGUUUUCGGCCGUUGCGAGAACAUUUUCGGCAUGUUCCGCUGCGAGUGCAACGAAGGCUACAAGCUCGAUGGCUCCGGAGGCAACUGCACGGACAUCGACGAAUGCGAAAAUCCCCAGUCCUGUCAGUAUGGUACUUGUAUCAAUACUCAGGGCAAGUACACCUGCAAGUGUCCACCUAAUUAUGACCUGGUUGAAGCGGGAAAUGCUUGUGUUGACAGGCGAGAAUCAUUCUGCUUCACCGGUUUCGAACGCGGCACCGGAAAACCCCAGUGCAUCUUCGACAUGUCCUCUUCCGUGACCAAGGCAACCUGUUGCUGCAGCAUUGGCAACGCUUGGGGCAAUCGUUGCGAGGAGUGUCCCCAAGUUGGAACAAAGGAAUUCGAGGAAUUGUGUCCUGGCGGGCCUGGAUACAGACCUAACCAAGUCACUGUGAUUCUGGAGGACAUUAAUGAGUGCGAGGAGCACGAGAACAUCUGCCAGAAUGGCCACUGUACCAACACAUUCGGUAGCUUUAUGUGCUCUUGCAACGAGGGCUUCAACUUGGAUGACACGAAAACCAACUGCAUUGACAUAAAUGAAUGUGCGUUGCAUCCACAAAUAUGCGGCGUGGGAUACUGCAUCAAUGAUCAGGGAAAGUACCAUUGCGAAUGCCCGGAAGGGUACAUGGCUAUGCCAGGAGGAAAGGAAUGCGUUGACAUGAGAAAGGAAUCGUGUUACAUGAGUUACGAAGGGGGUCAGUGUAUCAAUCCCAUGAUGCAUCCUCAAACUAAAAUGUUGUGCUGCUGCUCAAUGGGAGCUGCGUGGGGAAGUCCUUGCGAGAGGUGUCCAGCAGAAAGGACACGUGAACACGAGAUCCUGUGUGGCAUGGUACCGGGUCAAAUCAAGAAUCCGAUCACCAACCAUACAGAGGAGAUCGACGAGUGUGAACUGAUGCCAACGAUGUGCACUCACGGUCGCUGCAUGAAUACUCCUGGCAGCUUUGAGUGCCAAUGUGAUCGAGGAUACAUCUACGAUCAGGAUUCGCAUCAGUGUAUCGACGAGAACGAGUGUCUACAGAUUCCAAAUCCUUGCAGCGGCAACGCGCAGUGCAUAAACAAGCAAGGCUAUUUCGAGUGUAUCUGCCCAGCCGGAUACAAGCUUGGACUUAGUCAAAGGGACUGCGUCGACAUCGACGAGUGUUACGAAAGAGCCGGUAUUUGCAAUAACGGCGCGUGCAACAAUCUGCAAGGCAGCUUCCAGUGCGUCUGCCACUCUGGCUUUGCAUUGACCAGAGACAGGGACAACUGCGUGGAUAUCGACGAGUGUCAACGUAAUCCGAACAUUUGCAACAAUGGGACCUGCGUGAACACGCUUGGAUCGUACAAGUGCAGUUGCUACCAGGGUUUUAAGCUUAGUCCUAACAACGAUUGCGCUGACAUCGACGAGUGUCGAAUUAUGCCGUUCCUCUGUCGAAACGGAAGAUGUAGAAACACAAUCGGCGCCUUCAAUUGCGAGUGUGCCGAUGGUUACGUGUUGGCUCAAGACGGCCAGCACUGUAGAGACAUCGACGAGUGUCACGAGAUACCUGGACUCUGUCCAUCUCCAGGAAAAUGCCAGAACUUAAUGGGAUCAUACAUAUGCACCUGUCCACCUGGCUACGAGCUGGACCACACGAGGAAAAGAUGCGUGGACGUCGACGAAUGCGUGGAGACUCCAGGAAUCUGCGAGAACGGUCGCUGCCUGAACACAGAAGGCGGCGUGAUCUGCGAGUGUCCAGUUGGCUAUCAGUUAAGCGACAAACCAAACUCUAUGCGGUGCAUCGACGUGAGAGAGGAAUCGUGUUACGAUAAUUACGCGCGUGGUCGUUGUUCCCACCCUCGAACAGGUGGGAUGACGAAGAAGCAUUGUUGUUGUACCAUGGGAAAGGCAUGGGGAAGAUAUUGCGAGCAGUGCCCUCUUGAAAAUAGCGAGGAAUUCAGGAGGCUGUGUCCCGAAGGAUCAGGCAGGGAUGACACUGGAAUCGAUCUGAACGAGUGUCUCUUCAUGCCUGACGCUUGCUCCGGUGGCGAGUGUAUCAACACAGACGGCUCCUUCCGGUGCGAGUGUCCUUCAGGAUACGUCCUGGACGCAACUGGCCGUCAUUGCGUGGACAACGACGAAUGCCUGACUGUUCAAAAUAUAUGCGGGAACGGAACUUGUAUAAAUAUCAACGGUGGCUUCGAGUGCUCCUGCAACGAGGGUUUCACUCCUGGUGUGAAUCAAGUCUGCGAGGAUGUGAAUGAGUGCUUGGAGCUUGGCAAUCAGUGCGCCUUUAGGUGUCACAACGCACCUGGUUCCUUCAGAUGCAUUUGUCCUUAUGGAUACACUCUGGCCCCUGAUGCACGACACUGCAUAGACGUGGACGAAUGCGCGACUCCUGCAAACAACUGCAAGUACCAAUGCAAGAACUUAAUUGGCUCAUUUAUGUGUAUCUGUCCGCCUGGAUAUCAGCAAAUAGGCAUGACAGACGAUUGCAAGGACAUCAACGAAUGCGCGAUCAACUCUGGUCUGUGUCGAAACGGUCGGUGCAUGAACUUGGAGGGUAGUUAUCAGUGUCUCUGUUACGAUGGCUUCCAACAGAGCGCGGAUGGGAAAUCUUGCAUAGAUCGAAGAGUCGGUUAUUGUUUCUUGCAAACGAUUGGUGGAAGGUGUACAGCAAGGACUUCAGAUCUGAAGACAGUCACGAAGGCAGACUGUUGUUGCACGAUGGGUGCUGCUUGGGGACCUCAUUGCGAAAUUUGCCCUUCGAAGGACUCCGAGAAUUAUAAGGAGCUCUGCUUGGACAAAGGUUUCUCCGUGGAUGGCCAAGAUAUUGACGAGUGCAGAACGAUUCCUGAUUUAUGCAAAAAUGGAUUGUGCAUCAACACACUCGGUUCUUAUAGAUGUGUUUGCAAUAAGGGGUACAAGCCCGACAGAACUGGAACCCAAUGUGUUGACAUAAACGAAUGCGAGUUGACACCGAAGCCCUGCAAGUACAACUGCCAGAACACAGAGGGAAGUUUCACUUGUUCCUGUCCAGCAGGAUUCAUUCUUAAUCCAGAUGGGAUCAGCUGCAGGGACCUGGACGAAUGUGCAACCGGAAAUCACCUGUGCCAACAGAAUUGCAUCAAUACUCAGGGUAGCUACACUUGUGGCUGUCAAGAGGGUUACAAUCAAGAUGGCGACGCUUGUCACGAUAUAAACGAGUGUGACCAAGCUGGGACUUGUCCCAAACCGGGCACUUGCAUUAACACUCUUGGCAGUUUCCGGUGCAUCUGUCCGAGAGGGUUCAAGCUCGAUCAGAAUGGCAGGUUUUGCGUCGAUCAGAAUGAAUGCGCUGAUGACGCGACCUGUGAACACGGUUGUCAGAACUAUAUGGGAAGUUAUCGUUGCGGCUGUCCCGACGGUUUCGUCCAGCAUCUUUAUUACAACCAGUGUAUCGACGAGAAUGAAUGCAGUGGAUCCCCUUGCGGAGACAACAGUUGCAUCAACACGAUUGGUAGCUACAAAUGUGGGUGUCCUGAUGGUUACCAGUUCGACAAUAAACUUCAAAUUUGUGUACAGGUAAGCGCUGGAUGCAUGGGAAGUCCUUGUGCAUUCGGAUGCACUCCGAAUGGUGCGAGUGGCUUCAUCUGCGGAUGUCCUACCGGUUACCAGAGAAUUGGACAGGGCCACUGUUUGUCAACCAUAAAUCCACUGUCACAAGGACACUACGGUGAAGAUAUUAGUAACGCGCCAACCUUCGUCAUUAACCCCGAUCCGUAUCACAUACCUCCAGCGGAUGAUAAGACGAUAUCAACCGAAGGUUGCUUCUCCUGCAAGAUUAAUGGCAAAGGAAGACACAGAAGAGGCGCUCAAAUGAACUCGACGGACGAGCAGUUGAUCGAACGACGAAGUGAAAUCGCGAAGAAACGAAUCACCAGGACAGCGAAGAGACACCAUCAUGGCGAGGAAUAUCUUCUUCAGAUCAGCUUGAAGCAGACGAAGCAUAGGACGAGAAUUAUUAAACUACAGCCGGCUGUUAAGAACGAGGAUAUCGUGUACACGAUAGCACACGGCGACAAGGAGAACCACUUCGAAAUCGUGAAGGAACACGGAAUCUGGGCGCUUCAUUUCCGUAAUCGGUUGAAGGAACCAGGUCACUUCCGGUUGGUGAUCCAUGGCCGCGCGAGAAACGAUACCACCGAGGAGAACGAAGUCUGGGAGAGGCCAUUAACGUUCAGAAUUCAAUUGAUAGUGACGGAGUAA